Messenger RNA from Helianthus annuus (common sunflower), 617 nucleotides. Its product is annotated as heavy metal-associated isoprenylated plant protein 31. NCBI's taxonomy places the organism in Eukaryota, Viridiplantae, Streptophyta, Magnoliopsida, Asterales, Asteraceae. The record is from RefSeq and is a predicted model, not a curated record. Gene Ontology annotation, molecular function: metal ion binding. Bases 52 to 486 code for a protein of 144 amino acids. The transcript has 3 exons.
UUUUCAGUAUUUAUGCAACCCUAAACUUGCUCACAUCUUCAUCUCUGUUGCAUGCUUCCUUAUACUGCAAUGUCUAUGGUGGAGAUUAGAGUUCCAAAUUUGGACUGCCAUGGCUGUGCUUCAAAGAUCAAAAGGACUCUUUUCAAGCUCAAAGGAGUGGAAGAGAUAGAAAUCGAAAUGGAGAUGCAAAAGAUCGUGGUAAAAGGUUACGGUUUGGAUGAAAGGAAGGUGUUAAAAGCCAUCAAGCGAGCCGGGAAAGCAGCCGAGCCAUGGCCUUAUCCGGGUUACUCUUCCCAUUUCGCUUCGUUUUACAAAUACCCGACUCAUAUUGCAAACCAAUACUAUUAUGAUCGGAAUGAAGCCACCGGACACAACUUGCAUACCUUUUUUCACACGCCAUCGGUUUAUUCUGUUGCUAUCGCCUCGGAUGAAGCCGUUGCCUCACUAUUUAGUGACGAAAACCCUCAUGCUUGUGCUAUCAUGUGAGAAGGCAAUUGUGUGCAUUUUAUUUUGUUUUAGAGUUUAGUAAUGUUUGUGAGGAUAAUUAAUACAUUUUGAUUGCUUGGACCAAAUGUAUGAUCGAUCGGAAAAUGGUACGCGUAUAUUGGUCACGCUAA